GCUCCUGCGAAGAGGGUUCUUUGCCAGUUUGCAGUCGGUGGAAGGAGGCUGAAGGGAGCGGAUGGGUCUCUUUCUGCUCUUGGGGGCGGCUGCCUUCCUCCUGCAGGGACCCUCCGGGGGAUCUUCCUCGCACACCCUCUACUAUUUCCGCACGUACAUCUCGGAGGCCAUCGCGGGGCUGCCGCGGUACGUGGAAGUGGGCUACCUGGAUGGGCAGCCCAUUGAACGCUACGACAAUGUCGUGGGAAAGAUGCGGGCCCUGGUUCCCUGGAUGAACCAGAGUGUGGGCUUAGUAGAAAAAUACUGGGACAUUCAGUCCACCCUGGCAAACCUGAACGACGAGGGAUUUGGACAUUUCCUGGUGGUUUUGGAGAGAUACUACAGUAGCUCCGGGGAUGGUAGCAGUGGAAAAGGCACCUGUUUCGCCACCGAGUACCAGUGUAAAGACGGGGGCUGCGUUCUGUGGGGUUACAUCUGUGACUGGAGCCAUGAUUGCAAAGACGGCAGUGAUGAAAGUCCCUCUCUCUGCAAUGUCAAGGGGUUUCACACCUUGCAGUGCAUCGACGGCUGUGAGUUAAGUGAUGAUGGGACAGAGAAUAUAUAUCACCGGGAGGCUUAUGAUGGAAAAGAGACAGACGAGUGGGAAGGUGUCUGGGAUACAUACAGGCAUAGGAAAGUCUUCUGGGGUCGGACCUGUAUCGGAUGGCUGCGGAGACAUCUGGAGUCCCAAAAAGCGACUCCUCCUCCUGCUCCAGAGCCCCCAAAGGUGCUGGUGAUAGAGAAGUCAGUCAACAGUACCCUAGAAACUCUUGUCUGUAAAGUGGACGGCUUCUUUCCCAAGGAUAUAAGGGCAGUUUGGCUAAAGGAUGGGGAAAUGGUGGAAGAUGAACUGCACCACGUUAAUGUCGUUCCCAACGCAGACGGAACCUACCAGGCCAAGAUUGAGAUCCAGGUGGACCCCAGGGAAGCUGAGCACUAUGAGUGCCACGUGGACCAUGCUGCUUUGCGGGAACCUCUUCACAUAGUCUCGAGGUGGUCUGGACCAGUGUGGCCCAUUGUCGGAAGCGUCGUGGGGGCCAUUGCUUUGGGUCUUCUGGUGGUGGCUGGGCUAGUCUUCUACAUCAACAAACCCAGUGUGGUGCCUUCUGAGCAGCCUGCAAAUCAAAUGUCAAGCGAGUGACGCCUCCCUCUUGAAAAUCUGAUUUCAGCAGAACAAUCGUGGAAGGAAUGGAGGAAAUCCACAGAUUUGGUUCAAGAACAGGAAGGAGGGAGAGAAAAGAAAUACUUGACCUGUUCUUGAAAUGGAGGGAAUAUGAGCAGUGGAUUCCUUUUAGGACCUGUGUUGGGACUUAUGCUUCACUGACUGGAGUUAAGAGCAAUCUGCCAGGUGGGCAGAGUUGUGGAUGACACCCAGUUCUUUUGGGUUCUUUAAACAAAAACCAAUCUACAUGCACCCUGAAAGGAUCUCAUCCAAACCAGGGGAACGGACAUUAAAAUAGUUGGUGAAAUUCAUUGUCAAUGAGUGUUUAAAGUGAUAUACACUGGGCAAAGAAUACCAACUUCAUCUCUACCCUGAUGGGACUCAUUGGCCAAGAAAGUGAUUGUGAGAGCAUGAUAUAAAUGUUGACCCAAACUUGCAGCUCUUAUGAAAAAAGGCAAAUUCCAACUUUGUGCAUAAUUAGAAAAGAAUUUGAAAAUAAAACUCAGACUCUUGCAGUGCCAUUUGUAAAUCCACGAAGCAACCACACUUGCAAUCCUGAAUACUGUUCUGGCUGGGAAAAUCAUUAUUCACCAUAUGUGUUCAUUCCCAGCUAUGCACAGUGCUGCUUCUGAGGACUUUUGGGGAUACUUGCUGGUUCAUGUCACACACAGCCUCUUCGUGGAUUGACCCUGAAGCAGAACUAGAGAAUCACACAGAAAGAGACACGCACACAAUGAGCAAAAACUGCAGUUUUUCCAGAAGAAAGCAUUAAAAUCCAAUUCACUUGUGUUAUAACCCUUGGGUUGCUUGUAAAAAAAAAAUCUGGUUUCCUCUUGAGAGCCGCAAAUGUGUGUGCCAGGUGUGGUUUAGAGCUGGUGCUAAAUUGCUUUUUCUAACCUGUGUAAAUUAUAAAGCCUCUGUUUUUAUCAAUAAAGUUGUUCCGCUUGAUUCAAAUGGCUUGGCUGUGCUGUUCUUGAGAAAGGAGGGAUCUCUUUGGCCAAAGAUAAUUCUUCCUUUCCCGUUGAUUCAGGGUCCAUCUGCAAUCUGUUUUGAACUCAGAGUUCUGUGUGGAAGGUCUGAUAUUUCAGAUAUUGCCUCCCAAUAUGACAUUUUAGAAGACUCCUUUGCUCCAAGAAAUCAAUAGCAAAUGUUCACUCCAGUCCAAGAAGCUGCAAGUAAAUUUUAGUUACAACUUAACUCAGCAGCUCUGCAGAGAUCUGACAGAGCCUUCCCAGAGUAAGAGAAAGCUGCCUUGAGAUCUGUAUUUUCCCUUCUUUUUUCCAAAGUUCUGUCCAGCUCUUCUUUAAAAACACAGUAAUUGUAAUAUCUGUCCCCCCCUUGCAGAACUGUAAAAGCUGUGGUUCCCAGUUAGCACAAGAAGAUGAACUUUUAGCCCUGAAAAAGAGGACAUGCCCAA
Molecule: messenger RNA, 2618 nt
Organism: Sceloporus undulatus (fence lizard)
Lineage: Eukaryota; Metazoa; Chordata; Lepidosauria; Squamata; Phrynosomatidae
Product: major histocompatibility complex class I-related gene protein-like
Exons: 7
Coding region: 62-1180 (372 amino acids)
Biological process (GO): immune response
Cellular component (GO): external side of plasma membrane
Molecular function (GO): protein binding
Source: RefSeq, a predicted model, not a curated record